Molecule: messenger RNA, 291 nt
Organism: Adineta ricciae
Lineage: Eukaryota; Metazoa; Rotifera; Eurotatoria; Adinetida; Adinetidae
Source: the annotation of a GenBank genome assembly
AUGCGGAUUCAUCGGGAGUGUCGAAAUUAUUCGUCUGAAAAUCAUGUAAGAGAUGUUUUUGGAAAAGUGGACAAUGUUGUACAAACUGAACCAACCGAACCUGAUGCGUUGUCAACAAUGGUCAAUACAACAAAUCCAAAAUUGGCAACAGUAACACCAACCACUGCAUAUUCAAAUAUCGGUUCUCCAACAAAACGACAGCGAACUCUUCCUGGUAUAUUAUUAGACAGUACAAUAUUAUCUCCCAACGAUGAUAUGAUUGAAAUGCCAUUCUUCAAAUUACCAUUUUAA